AUGGCUGUACUCUUCAACAAGAGGUAUAUCAGAUGGAGUCCACUGCAGCCUGUGCCUCCCUCAUUUGAGUUCACAACAAGCUAUCAUCUGUGUGAGCUAUUGCUCGUUGGAGAUGAAGCCUUCCCAGUGCUGGUGAGCACCAGUGGACAAGUGCUAAUUGCAGCAUCUUGUUAUGAGAAGGGCCGGAUGGUGGUUGUUUCCCAUGAAGGAAUCUUGAAGGACUCCAAGUUUUCCCAGUUCCUCAGAAAUGCUGUGGAGUGGCUCAAGCCUUCCCCCGAGGCCCUGGUUGGGGUCCAUCCUCGUUUGGAUUCCCUCUGCCAAUCACUGCUCGGGGGAGAUGUCAAAGUCCAGGCUGGGGCAGAGCUCAGCCCCUCCCUGGGGGUGUACUGUAUGGAUGCCUAUGACAGCACACGGGCAAAAGACCUGGUUGGCUUUGUGAAGCGGGGUGGAGGGCUGCUCGUUGGUGGCCAAGCCUGGCACUGGGCCAGUCGACAUGGGAAGGAGAAGGUGCUGUUUGAAUUCCCUGGGAACCAAGUGACCAGCGUGGCUGACGUGUACUUCACAGGCAGCGAGCGAGAGACUGGCACUUUCUCAGUGUCCAAAGAAAUGCUGAGGAUUCCUCUGAUCACCCAGUGA
Messenger RNA from Opisthocomus hoazin, 636 nucleotides. Its product is annotated as TRPM8 channel-associated factor 2. The record is from RefSeq and is a predicted model, not a curated record. Gene Ontology annotation, molecular function: transmembrane transporter binding. Gene Ontology annotation, cellular component: plasma membrane. Gene Ontology annotation, biological process: positive regulation of protein targeting to membrane. Lineage: Eukaryota; Metazoa; Chordata; Aves; Opisthocomiformes; Opisthocomidae.